This is a messenger RNA of Micropterus dolomieu (smallmouth bass), 1797 nucleotides long. Its product is annotated as cytotoxic T-lymphocyte protein 4. The record is from RefSeq and is a predicted model, not a curated record. Bases 265 to 930 code for a protein of 221 amino acids. The transcript is spliced from 4 exons. NCBI's taxonomy places the organism in Eukaryota, Metazoa, Chordata, Actinopteri, Centrarchiformes, Centrarchidae. Gene Ontology annotation, biological process: regulation of T cell proliferation; T cell receptor signaling pathway. Gene Ontology annotation, cellular component: external side of plasma membrane.
CAGAGAAGAUGUGUGCGGCUCAGUCACUGCAGCACCGUGGGAGUGCUUCAAUCAGAGGCAGAAUGAGGAUAUGAUGCAUUGCAGUCAAAGAAACGCGUGCACGGAACCAGCGUUGAUAAAAUCUAAUUACCAGAUCAGAUUUCUCUGCAGUAUACAGGUUAAUGUAGUUUGUUGGAGGAGCUUAAAGUUCUAGGUGAUGAGGGAAAGCCUCAAGGACAUCAUUCUGCUGGAGGCAAGUUCACACUCUCAGUGCAAAAGAUCAAGAUGAGUGCUUGCUUAGUGUUCACGAUCCUUAUGGGCUACAGAUUAUCUCAUGCUGCCGAGUCUCAAAACAUCUGCGCCGGCAACGACACGCUGGAAACUUUCAACGUAUCUGCUGGAGGCAAUGUGGCCGUGCCAUGCCCACAGCUGACUGGUGAACACCUGAAAUUUAACCUCCUAAAGCAGCAAAAAGUAAUUUACACCCAUUCAAGCCACAAAAACAAUGUAUCAAAAAGUGAUUCACCAUACACCAGGGAGGACGUGGAAAUGCAUGAAAACAAAGAUAAUAAAUCGUUCAGGCUCACUGGAGUGAACAACAGUCACCAUGGUAUCUACAGAUGUGAGGGCACGGUCAUGUACCCUCCUCCUCUUGUAAAAGCAUAUGGUUCAAGGAUCCUGGUACUUGUAGAAGGACACCAAGGCAUUGACUGCAAAAACUGCAAUGUUCCUGAAACAGUUCAGCUUAGUGUAUCUCUCUGGAUUUGGAUUGUGGUGGGUGGUCUCAUCAUCUACAGCAUAACUGUCACAGUUAUCGCCAUCAUCAGCUUGGUCAAACUGAGGAGGACAGAUUCCCAGAGUGACUACAUGAACACCAAACCCAGAGCACCCAGGGGCCACAACAAGAAAAGAGGGGCUGGAACCCAUAUAGGCCUACCACGACACUUCUGAUCACCCGUGCAUCAUCUGACCAUUUGCACAGCUAUCCCCAUUAGUUUAGUUAUAAACAUAGGGGGGUCCUUGUAGUUGUUAGCCCUUAUUGUGUGUGAGGUUGUUGUUUAGUUCAUUUUGUUGUCAGUUAUAGUUGUUUUGUGUCUUCACAGCGAAAGUAGCAGUUCCUUUUACAGUUGUGCCUGUAUGAGGCAAUAAAAAAAUAUCUUGCCUAACAGUUUUGGUUUUGCUCGUUUCCUGUUUCAUUCACUAUAUCUACCAGCCUGUCACACCCACCCACCCCUGGAACCCCUAUCUUCAUGGUCGAAACAGAAGGUGGUGUCUGCAUGAGGGGAUCUAACCACAUCCAAAGGGGUUCAUUCAGCGCGUAAAUCUGUGGAGAGGCACCACAAUUUCACUAAAUUUAUAAACACAAGCCCAUACAGCCAGCCCUCUACAAAUUUUGUUGUCAGUUAUAGUUGUUUUGUGUCUUCACAGCGAAAGUAGCAGUUCCUUUUACAGUUGUGCCUGUAUGAGGCAAUAAAAAAAUAUCUUGCCUAACAGUUUUGGUUUUGCUCGUUUCCUGUUUCAUUCACUAUAUCUACCAGCCUGUCACACCCACCCACCCCUGGAACCCCUAUCUUCAUGGUCGAAACAGAAGGUGGUGUCUGCAUGAGGGGAUCUAACCACAUCCAAAGGGGUUCAUUCAGCGCGUAAAUCUGUGGAGAGGCACCACAAUUUCACUAAAUUUAUAAACACAAGCCCAUACAGCCAGCCCUCUACAAAUUUUGUUGUCAGUUAUAGUUGUUUUGUGUCUUCACAGCGAAAGUAGCAGUUCCUUUUACAGUUGUGCCUGUAUGAGGCAAUAAAAAAAUAUCUUGCCUAACA